Molecule: messenger RNA, 3843 nt
Organism: Bactrocera neohumeralis
Lineage: Eukaryota; Metazoa; Arthropoda; Insecta; Diptera; Tephritidae
Gene: smo
Product: protein smoothened
Exons: 8
Coding region: 192-3560 (1122 amino acids)
Biological process (GO): central nervous system development; commissural neuron axon guidance; smoothened signaling pathway
Cellular component (GO): dendrite; plasma membrane; cilium
Molecular function (GO): patched binding; transmembrane signaling receptor activity
Source: RefSeq, a predicted model, not a curated record
UUUCUAACCGUUUGUUUCCGCGGUCUGAGUUGAGUUUUGUUUUGUUUCGAAUUUGUGUUUAAUUUAAUAUUGAGUGCACGUCUUUUAUAAUAUGAAUUAAAAUGUUACGUGAAUUUCAAUAAAGUACCUCUUGUUUAUGCGAAUUCUUUAUUAAAUUGCUUGCAUUGAAGAAGGCAAGACAAUAUUGUACCAUGGACAAGUGGAGUAAAACGCAGUUAAGUCACUUUUUGUUGCUAUGCGUUUAUAUUCAACUAUCUAGAACGCUAGGAGAUGUCUCUUCACGGAAUGCUAACACAAUCGCUACGACAUACACAUCCCCCACCACUAUACAAACCGAUUUGGAGCCCAUAAAUGGUACAAUAAAUUAUCGAAUUAAUGGUAAGAAGAAUCGUGACAAUAAGCCUUGGUUCGACGGGCGUGGCCUGGAUAUGCAACACACACAGUGUGUGCGUCAUGGUCGUUGCGAGCGGCUCGUAAACAGCACAUGUUUUGGAGCUAACAUUACAUAUAGUUUAACCAGUUUAGAUCUCACCGACUACCAAAACCAAGAUCAAAUGUUAAAGCAUUUAAGUAGUUAUCGUGCGCUUAGAAAUGUACCGAAAUGUUGGGCCGUAAUACAACCUUUUCUCUGCUCUGUGUUUAUGCCAAAAUGUGAACAGAUAAAUGGCAAGGAUAUGGUUUACCUACCCUCUGUGGAAAUGUGUCGCAAAACAUGGGAACCAUGUCGCAUACUCUACAAUACCUCGUAUUUCCCCGAAUUCCUACGUUGCAAUGAGACUUUGUUUCCACCUAAAUGUACCAACGAUGUGCAGGAUAUGAAAUUCAAUGCAACAGGUAGCUGUUUGCCACCACUGGUGCCAGCCGAUUCCAGCAGCAGUUACUAUCCCGGCAUUGAAGGUUGCGGCGUACAAUGCAAAGAUCCUUUAUAUACAGAUGAUGAACACCGACAAAUUCACAAAUUGAUCAGCUGGCUGGGCACACUAUGUUUCUUAGCUAAUUUGUUUGUUGUAGCCACUUUUAUUAUCGAUUGGGAGAAUGCUAAUAAGUACCCAGCUCUGAUUGUGUUUUACAUAAAUUUAUGCUUCAUGAUUUCCUGUUUGGGUUGGCUGGCACAAUUCACACCCGGUUCACGUGAGGACAUCGUUUGUCGCAAAGAUGGCACGCUGCGACAUUCAGAGCCUACUGCCGGUGAAAAUCUAUCCUGCAUUGUUGUAUUUGUACUUGUCUACUACUUUCUUACCGCAGCCAUGGUUUGGUUUGUUUUUCUCACCUACACUUGGCAUCUGCGUGCAGUGGGCAACGUCCAAGAUCGCAUUGAUAAGAAAGGUUCAUAUUUCCAUUUGGUUGCGUGGUCACUGCCGCUAGUGCUAACCAUUACCACAAUGGCACUGAGCGAAGUAGAUGGCAACAGUACGGUUGGCAUUUGCUUUGUUGGUUACCUAAAUCAUCCCAUGCGGGCGGCCUUAUUGCUGGGCCCUUUGUGUGGCGUUAUUUUGGUUGGUGGCUAUUUCGUUACACGCGGCAUGAUAAUGCUAUUUGGGCUGAAGCAUUUUGCCAACGAUAUUAAAUCCACAUCGGCAAGCAAUAAGAUACAUCUGAUCAUUGUAAGAAUGGGUGUGUGUUCGAUAUUUACACUCAUUUUCAUAUUAGCAGCCAUCGCAUGUCAUGUAAACGAGUUUAAGCAUUCACGCGAAUGGGCUGAAAGUCUCGGAAAAUUCAUAGUUUGUCGAAUUGCAACCGAGGAAAAGUGCCGAAUCGAAAAUCGUCCUAGCAUUGCGUUGCUGCAGCUGCAUUUGAUCUGCCUGUUUGGCUCGGGAAUUGUCAUGUCUACUUGGUGCUGGACACCAUCGUCGCUUGACACCUGGCGUCGUUACAUAAGAAAGAAAUGCGGUAAGGAAGUUGUGGAGGAAAUAAAAAUGCCAAAACACAAGGUGAUCGCUCAAACUUGGGCAAAACGCAAAGAGUUCGAGGAUAAGGGUAGGCUAUCCAUAACACUUUACAACACGCACACCGACCCUGUAGGUUUGAAUUUUGAUGUAAAUGAUUUAAACUCAUCUGAAACCAAUGAAAUCAGUUCAACAUGGGCGAAUUAUUUGCCACAAUUUGUGAAACGCCGGAUGGCACUCACCGGUGCGGGCACCACAAACUCAUCCAGUCAAGGCCCACGCAAAAACUCCGUGGACUCGGAGAUCAGUUUUAGUGUACGACAUGUUUCCGUAGAAUCACGACGCAAUUCUGUCGACUCUCAGGUGUCAGUAAAAAUCGCCGAAAUGAAAACAAAAGUCGCCUCACGCACACGCAAUGGCCAUCAUCAUCAUCACAGUAGUAAACAUGCAACUGCUACCAAUAAACGUACGCAUAAACGUCGUGACUUUAUAUCGGCAGCCACAACUGGGCGUAAAUAUAGCGGACGACGGGAAAGCAGUACCUCCAUAGAGUCGCAGGUCAUUGCUUUAAAAAAGACCACAUAUCCAAAUGUCAGUCACAAGGUCGGCCUCUUUGCACAGCAAAGUACAAAGAAACACCAUACGCACGGGGGCAAAAUGAUGAAGCGACGCAGCGCGAAUGCUGGUCUGGACCCGGCCGAUAUCAGUGAAUUUUUGGCCAAAAACGGUCAGUUGCUUAUGCCUUUCCUGCAGCAGCAAGGCUUAAGCAGCUCUUCCGAGGAGGAAAAUUCACAUGCUUCCUUCAAAAUACAAGAUUCUCGCUUAGAUGUACUGCUUAAACAGGACCUAAGUGACGAUUCCAACUAUAAUGACGAAAACAAUGUGGUUCAUGCACAUGCAGGUGCGCAUAUCGAAGAAAUAAACGCUGAAAAAAGCGAACGCAAUGUGAAGAAACAAAUCGCUUUAGAGAAUCUCUUAAAGAAUAUGCAAAAAUCGAAUGAAUCGACCGGUAACCGCAAUUCACGCAACUCUACACGUAGCCGAAAUUCACGUAAAUCACAAGCGACCAACACUGCGACCGCUGCAACAUGCUCGGCUGCCACCAUGCUUGCUAACAGCAACAAUCGUCGCUCACAGCGCAGCAACAAGAGCAGAAAGCACAGUUCAAUGCGCUCGAAUGUUGCCGCAACCGCGGUAUUACACAACCACAGCAACGACGAGGAGGAUCCGCUGAAUAUAUCUGAUUUGAAUUUGCAUUUAACACGUGAUCUCAAUGGUGAUGGUAUCGUUGAAAUUGGUGAUUCCAUCACCUCUUCGUGCACUUCCUCCGAACUCGACUUACCGCUCGGUUUGACAUUGCACAGCUCCUAUUCGGCGCACUCUACAGGCAAGCCGCACUCGCGUAACAGCAAAACGAGCUGUGAUGUGGGCAUACAAGCGAAUGCCUUCGAAAUUGCAACGCACAAUUUAUCUUCCUAUGACGAAGACGAAUUGAAGUUGGCAAUGCGGCAAUUAAAUGCGAAGAGCGCGAAACAGAAAAAUGAUUAUGCUAACGAAGCCAUCGACGCCACCGAAAUGAAUACAUUGUUGCGCAACAACAAUAACAAGCACAGGGAAACAACACUCUUAAGCGAAUCCGAAAAGUUGAAGUUAUUGUUGCUGCCAUCGAAGUAAAUAAAAAUAGAAUCUCAAGGAGUUGAAAUUAGUAAUUAAGAAACUCGCAUAAGGUCAUUGUUAGCGAAAGUUAAGUGUGCAGCAGCGGAUAAUGUAAAGCAAAGUGUUUAGUAGCACUAAGUAUACAAGUUAGUGCUUAAUGUUUAAUGCGUUUAUAUAUUUUUAGUUGCAUUUUUAUAGCCUGAACUGAGUAUAUUAAGUUCGCUACGAAAUUAGGCGCACCAAAAACAGAACGUUGGAGAUCUAGUCGUUGUAUGAAAAACUUUUGUAUUUGACAAGAUGU